AUGAGCAAGACAGUUGAGACAGUCGAUUUGUCCAAUACUGCUGGACUAUACUAUGGACCAGCGACUGUUUCAAGUGGUAGGGUCCUACACAUUUCAGGCCAGCCUGGAAACAUGAACGACGGCUAUGUCCCGGAUGACUACGAGUCGCAGAUUCACCUGUGUCUCUUCAACCUGCGCAAGCUUAUUAUUGCCGCUGGCGCCAACAUUGAGCACAUCGCCAAGCUCAACGUGUACAUUGUCAACUACGACGUUAGCAACCGCAAGCACGCCAAACCCAUCCAACGCUUCUUUGGUCGACACAGACCUGCUCAGACCUUGGUUCCCGUGCCCAAGCUGGCCGUUCCAUCUUGGCUUAUCGAAAUCGAUGCCACCGUCGCUCUUCCGCAACCUUCUUUGCCUCCUGCCCUCCCCGAAGCGUCUGAGUCCUAUGAUGUCGUUAUUAUCGGCGCCGGUCUAGCGGGUCUCACGGCUGCCUACGAGGUCCGCAAGUCUGGACUCUCCUGCGUCGUGCUGGAGUCGCGCGACCGCGUGGGUGGUAAGACCUGGAGCCAGCCGUUGGAGGAUGGUGGUGGUAUGAUUGAUGUUGGUGCUGGUUGGAUCAAUGAUACCAACCAGAGCCGUGUGUAUGAGCUUGCAAAGCGCUAUGGGGCAGAAUGCAUUGUUCAAAACACCACUGGCAACGUUGUUCUACAGGACUUUAACGGAAACUGCUCGCCAUUCCCUUACGGAGAGCUCCCAAACUUUGAUGAAGCUGCCAAGAAGAACGUCGCUGAGAUCCGAGACCUUUGCGAAGCGGAAUGUCAGGCCCUUGAUACCUGGAGACCUCAAAAUACUACCCUUGAUGCUGUCACAUUUGAGGCUUUCCUGAAGUCCAAGGGUGCUUGUAAGGAGGCUUUGGCUACAGCCACAAUCUGGACUCGUGCCAUGCUGGGCCUUGAGCCAAGCGACAUUUCGGCUUUAUACUUCCUUAACUACUGCAAGUCUGGCGGUGGCCUCUUGCAGAUGCGCUCUGAUCGUAAGGACGGCGGCCAGUACCUGCGAGUUCGCCAGGGCACUCAACACUUCUCGCUUGGCCUCGCCUCAGAAUUACCUGAAGGAGUCGUUCGCCUGUCCAGCCCCGUUCAGAAUGUUGUUCAGCAGAACAGCAGAUCCAUCAAGGUUCAGUCUGUUGGCAAGACAUACUCUGCUCGCAAGGUCAUCACAACCGUGCCCGGACCUGCUCUGAAGAACAUCUCUUUCUACCCCAGCCUACCACCUGUGAAACGAGCUUGGUCCGAGUCUCUUAUCUACGGCUAUUACACCAAGGCCAUGAUGGAAUUCAAAUCCCCCUUCUGGGUUGAGCGCGGUUACUGCGGACUUGUGCAGUCGUUUGUUGGUCCUGCUGGCGUCAUCCGUGACAGCUGUAGCCCCAAAGAUAGCAAAUAUGUCCUGACCUGCUUCAUGGGUGGUGAUCCCGGUCGUGCUUGGGCUGCUUUAUCCCACGAGGGGCGUAUCAAGGCUUUACUUGAGCAGAUUGGCAAGCUAUAUGGUGGUAUCAAUGUGGAAGAUCAAUUCAAGAGCUUGAACGCUUAUGAAUGGGUGAACGAUGAAUGGGCCGGUUGGGGCUGUCCUUGUACGUCGCUGCCACCCGGUGUGCUGGACAGUCUUGGUGGUGACGGUCUACGUGAGCCUUGCGGAGAUCUUCACUUUGCGGGUACAGAAACGGCUGGUGAGUGGAAGGGUUAUAUGGAGGGUGCUAUUCGCAGCGGCGAGCGUGCCGCUGCUGAAGUUGCGAAGGACUUGAACUCUGGGAUCGUGGCUCGCCUGUAA
Messenger RNA from Fusarium sp. VM40, 1809 nucleotides. The record is from the annotation of a GenBank genome assembly. NCBI's taxonomy places the organism in Eukaryota, Fungi, Ascomycota, Sordariomycetes, Hypocreales, Nectriaceae.